AUGAUUAACGACUCUAUUAGUGACACAUAUCAUAAAAAGUUCAAAUACGUUUUGAUCCCAGAGGAAAUAAGUGAUGAGGUUCAAGAAUUAGAAUUCGAAGGAUAUGAGCGGGAGUUUAAAGAAAAAUUGAACUUACAUUUUACACAAACAAAAUUGCUGAAUAAAGAAAAGAAAAAAUUAACUAAAACUUUACAGGAAUCGGUUGAAAAAGAAGCCAAUGGAAAAAAAGACCUGGAUGGUAAUUUACUCGAAAAUGCCGUAGAAAUGUCCCAAAUGUGUCAGAUUAUUCCGAUUACUCUUCCCACCAAACAAAAUAAUUUUGAUGCCACAAAUGCGUAUAUUGAUAACGUAGGUCGAGUGAAGAAUUUGGGGCAAAAUUCCCAAGCAACCAGAAUACUUCAAGAUGACAUUAGAGGAGACUGCUUCAUUUCCCGUACUUAUGACGAUGAAGUAUCGUUUAAAAGAACCGAUUUUACUUUAGAAGAUUUUAAAGCUUAUUUAAAAAACCCUCCUGCCAAAACACCUUAUGACAGACAAAAAAUGUUUGACAUAAUAAAGGAUCCCUCUAAAAUAGAACCGGUUCCUAAAGAAGAAAAGCCUCAACCACCACGUUGCAGCGGGUGCUUGCAAAUCAAAGAAAACCUUAAAAAAUGCGGUGCCUGCCAAAAGGUAGCCUAA
Messenger RNA from Danaus plexippus (monarch butterfly), 678 nucleotides. RefSeq lists its product as uncharacterized. Lineage: Eukaryota; Metazoa; Arthropoda; Insecta; Lepidoptera; Nymphalidae. The record is from RefSeq and is a predicted model, not a curated record. The transcript has a single exon. Bases 1 to 678 code for a protein of 225 amino acids.